AUGACCUGUAGUGCCUGCUCCUCCGCGGUUACGGGCGCCCUGGAGGCUGUACCCGGAGUGCGGGAUGCGAAUGUUUCCCUGAUAACUGAGAUUGCCGUUGUGAACCAUGACAACGACGUGCCCGCAGGAGCUCUAACAGCUGCCAUUGAGGGUGCAGGUUUCGAUGCGAAGGUAUGCGACAGCUCACAAAAAGCUACGCUCCGGGUUUUUGGCAUGACCUGUGCUGCAUGCUCGUCCUCAAUUGAGUCGGCUCUUGCCGCAGUACCGGGGGUUAUCUCUGCCUCGGUAAACCUCUCUACUGAGGAGGCUCUGGUCGAGUUCGAUGCGAGCAAGACAGGAAUGCGCAAAAUUGCUGCAGCCAUUGAGGGCGCCGGUUUCGAUGCUUUACCGGUCAAUUCAAAAGACGCCGCUGCUCAAAUCGCCUCUCUGAAUCGGGUCGAGCAGGUUUUGAGCUAUCGACGAGACACAAUUUGGACUUUUGCGUUGGGGUUCCCCAUAAUAUUGUUGAUGAAACUCCAUCAUUACCUGCCUAGCUUUUUAUACGCCGAAAUCAUUCCCGGUUUGUAUAUGGACACUGUUAUUUCGUUAGCUCUGGUCACCCCGAUCCAAUUCAAAAUUGGCAAACGAUUCUACAUCAAGGCAUUCAAAGCUAUAAGAGCACGGAGCCCCAACAUGGAUGUUUUGGUCAUAAUAUCCACCUCCUCUGCCUACUUUUAUUCUUUGUUGGCACUUUUGUAUUCUAUCGUUACCCAGUUGCCUGGGCGACAGAUGUAUCUUUGGGAGACCUCCGCCAUGAUCUUCUUUUUUGUUUUGUUGGGAAAGUACCUGGAAAACAAAGCUCGCGGUCACACAUCGUUUGCCCUCAGCCAGCUCAUGGCGUUGGCUCCCGAAAACGCCUGUAUUUUGAUCGAUGGCGAAGAAAAACAAAUCCCCACAGAUAUGGUCGAGGUGGGCGAUUAUUUAGUGAUUCGGCCAGGCGAAAAAAUCCCCGCUGAUGGCGUUGUAAUUACUGGUCAAUCACGGGUCAAUGAGGCUAUGAUCACGGGUGAACCUGUGCCUGUUGUCAAGAAGCCUGGUCACCGAGUCAUUGGUGGAACUGUCAACGAUGCAGGAGCUUUGCAUGUGCGAGUCGAACAAUGUGGUGCCAAUACCAAGCUUGCCCAGAUCGUCUCUUUGGUCAAAGAUGCCCAGGCAUCAAAGGCCCCCAUUCAAAGGUACACUGAUUUCGUUGCCAGCUGGUUUGUGCCCAUAGUCAUUGCCCUGGCAAUAUGUACGUUUGCUGGAUGGAUGCUUGUUGCCCGGCUCGCGCCAAAUCCCCCAAGUAUACUCAAAUCGGCUGAUAGCUCGUUUUUUGUCUGCCUGAGACUGUGCAUCUCAGUGAUUGUUGUGGCCUGCCCUUGUGCUCUCGGGCUUGCCACGCCAACUGCCGUAAUGGUGGCCACAGGAGUCGGGGCUCGGAAUGGGAUUCUCGUCAAGGGGGGUGCUGUUUUCGAGAAGCUGAGCUCGGUCGACCUGGUACUAUUUGACAAAACGGGCACCCUGACCCAAGGUGACAUGUCGGUUAUCUCCAGCUCAAUCAGUCCUGAGCAUUGGCUUUUUGUUGGUGCUCUUGAAGAAAACUCUGAGCAUCCAGUGGGCCGCGCCCUGGUUAAAGAAGCCUCGCUCCACGGAAAAAUUCCUACAGCUACAUGUUUCGAAGCAAUAGUUGGUCGGGGCGUUGCGGCCAAUGUAAAAGGGUCGAAAGUGUAUGUUGGCUCGGCAGUUUUCAUGGCAGAUUUGGGCCUUGAGGUCGCUGAUGAUGGAGGCCAUCCCUCGACAACCACAGUGUAUGUUGCCGUCGACGGUCAGAUCGUAGGUCAUGCAUCGCUUUCCGACAGGCUACGCGAUGAGGCCGAAAGUGUUGUUGCUGAUCUACAUGCACGCGGCAUUAGAGUUGGGGUGGUGAGUGGUGACGUGAAGGAGGUUGUCCAGUUGACUGCGGAUAUCGUGGGCAUCGAUCCCGACCUGACUUGGUCUGAACUCUCGCCUCUGCUCAAGCUCAAAGUUGUCCAGGAUGCUAAAGAUAAUGGAGCCACUGUUGCUGUAGUUGGCGAUGGAAUCAACGAUUCCCCUGCCCUAGCUGCAGCUGAUGUGGGCAUCUCGCUUGAAGGAGCUACCCAGGUAGCUGUUGAAUCUGCAGACGUUGUUUUGAUCCGGAAAAGCCCACUGAUGGCUGUACCGGCUUGCAUUGAUCUGGGCCGUGCGGCACUCAGACGGAUCAAACUAAACUUAUUCCUGUCGGUGAUUUACAACGCGUUUAUGAUUCCGUUUUCUAUGGGGCUCUUCCUAUGGUGGGGGGUUAUGUUGAACCCCAUGGCUGCGAGCGCGGCAAUGGCUAUGAGCUCAGUCUCGGUAGUGUUGUCUUCGCUCUUGCUCAACAGAUGGCGCCCUGAGAUCGAUGAGAAGAGGACCUCACGUGGACUGACUGCUUGGUUACGGAAACUGUGGGGUAGGGCACCCGGUCACGAAUACAUUGCGCUUGAAACUGCCUAA
Molecule: messenger RNA, 2532 nt
Organism: Wickerhamiella sorbophila
Lineage: Eukaryota; Fungi; Ascomycota; Dipodascomycetes; Dipodascales; Trichomonascaceae
Product: Copper-transporting ATPase ccc2
Exons: 1
Coding region: 1-2532 (843 amino acids)
Biological process (GO): copper ion homeostasis; monoatomic cation transport
Cellular component (GO): membrane
Molecular function (GO): copper ion binding; P-type divalent copper transporter activity; ATP binding
Source: RefSeq, a predicted model, not a curated record